Molecule: messenger RNA, 3302 nt
Organism: Phacochoerus africanus (Common warthog)
Lineage: Eukaryota; Metazoa; Chordata; Mammalia; Artiodactyla; Suidae
Gene: ART1
Product: ADP-ribosyltransferase 1
Exons: 5
Coding region: 174-1154 (326 amino acids)
Molecular function (GO): NAD+-protein-arginine ADP-ribosyltransferase activity; NAD+ poly-ADP-ribosyltransferase activity
Source: RefSeq, a predicted model, not a curated record
CCCAGCAGCUGUGCGGCAGCGCAGGAGGGUGGGGGCGCCGGUAUAAGAGGGAACCUGCCCGCCGCCGCCCCCGGGGCCGUCGCUGGAGACCACCGCCCGCCGCUCCGGCCCGGACAAAGUCUAGAUGAGGAAACCGAGACCCAAAGAGUACCUCGCCCAGGGUCACCUGUGACAUGAAGACCCCUGCCGCCACGUGUCUGCUGCUGGUGACCAUGGGCCUUAUGGCAGCGCUGCAGGCUCAGAGCCACCCCAUCACUCGACGAGACCUCUUCUCUCGAGAAAUGCCCCUGGACAUGGCCUUGGCCUCCUUCGACGACCAGUAUGCGGGCUGCACCACAGCCAUGACGGCUGCUCUCCCGGAUCUCAACCGCACGGAGUUCCAGGCCAACAGAGUGUACGCGGACGGCUGGGUGCAGGCCAGCAGCCAGUGGCAGGAGCGCCAGGCCUGGGGGCCGGGGUGGGGCGGCAGCCCUUCCCGCCUGCCCCCACCCCCAGGCUUCCGAGAAGAGCAUGGGGUGGCCCUCCUGGCUUACACGGCCAACAGUCCCCUGCACAAAGAAUUCAACGCGGCCGUGCGCGAGGCGGGCCGCUCCCGGGCCCACUACCUCCACCACUUCUCCUUCAAGACACUGCACUUCCUGCUGACCGAGGCCCUGCAGCUGCUGAGCAGCGGGCAGCGUCCACCGCAGUGCCACCAGGUGUUCCGAGGGGUGCAGGGCCUGCGCUUCCGGCCCGCGGGGCCCGGGGCCACCGUCAGGCUGGGCGGCUUCGCCUCCGCGUCCCUGCAGAACGCCGCGGCCCAGCAGUUUGGGGAAGACACCUUCUUUGGCAUCUGGACCUGCCUCGGGGCCCCGAUCAAGGGCUACUCCUUCUUCCCCGGGGAGGAGGAGGUGCUGAUCCCUCCCUUCGAGACCUUUCAGGUGAUCAAUGCCAGCAGGCCAGCCCAGGGCCCUGCCCGCAUCUACCUGCGGGCCCUGGGCAAGCGGAGCACCUACAACUGCGAGUACAUCAAAGACAAACAAUGCAAGUCUCGCCCCUGCCGUCUGGAUAACUCAGCUAUGGGUCGGGGCCCCCCUUCUGCACUCUGGUCCCUUCUACUGCUGCUCUGGUUCCUUGUUGGGGGAGCCUUUCCAGAGAGUCCAGGCCUCCUCUGAUCUCUACCGAACAGCUCUGCCUGCCGCCCCUGCCCAACGUGAGGACGUCAGGCACAUGUGUGCUUUAAGCGCGGCCAAGAUCCCUGGUGACUCCACUGGCAGGGAACUCUGGGACAUUGGCAGCUGCCAGGCCUGCUGGUGGGGAGAGAAGACCGUGGGGACUGAGCCUCACCCAGGGCCCUGGGAGUAGGGGGCUGAAUGCAGGACAGGGAAGAAAAGCACUUGGCCACGGCUCGGUCAUGGCUCGUGCCCAUGUUACUCAGAUGCCUCCCGCGUCCCUCUGGACAGCUCCCACUCGCUCCUCUGGGAGCCGUCUCUGGCCUCCAGCCUGCUGGGUCAAGAGCCCUGCCUCUUGGCUCCCACGGGGCCCUGCAUUAUUCUCUGUACCGGGCCCAUGUCUGUCUGUCUGUCUGUCUCCCAGACCACGAGCACCCUGAGCACAGGGACUGUGUGUAAGGCACAGAGGUGGUACCAGGACACGUUUGGAAGUCAGAGAGCAGCACGUGUCUGGGUGGCUGGUCCCUGAACUGCCCCUCCCUUGGGCCCUUCAAGCUCUCUGGAUGUCCCUGUGUGUGAACUGCGUGGCCUGGAUCUAAGGCCAGAGCGUAGAGAGCAGGAGAAGAACAGCGAGCUUCAGGUCCUCUGCCAGGCUCUCUAUCAAAUCCCAGUCAUUUUCUUGUCAGCAAAGAUGUAACUUCUGCUCUGAUGUCCUAAGGUCCUAAGGUCCCUAAGGGGCUGGAUCCCCCAACAUCCACCAUCAUGGGCCCUGGGGUAGGAGGACAUGGAGGACGAGCUAGGCACACACUUACUUUAUUAUCAGUUGCGGCUUUGGGGACAAAUCCUGUGUGGCCUCCUGCCCUGGAAACUCAACCCGGAAUCCUGACUCUCCCAACAGCUUUCCUGAGCCCCUAGGCAGGGACUGGCAAGACCAACUCCCUGGAACAGCAGCCCCGGGGAAGGGAGAGAAGGAAACCUGGCAGUUCUCUGUCCCACCUGCCCUCUCCCCACGGGAGGCGCUGACACUCAGAGCCCAAGUUCGGUCCCAUCCCUCCAGGACUGCACUUUGAUCAGGACCCUUCUUAGAGUUCCUCCUCCGUGGGAAUCAGGGGAGCAGCAAGCUCUGGAUUUCCCUGCGAGGUGAGGGCAGGGACAAGAGUACUCCCUCUGUUUGUGAAGUCAGUAGCGCUGGAGAGAGGAUGCCCCAGGCCCUGGGCUGGGCCGGGGGGGGGGGGGGGUGCGGUGUGCCUGAAGGCCAAUCACCACCAGGCCGUUUCACCCCAUCUGGAGGUGCUGUGGCUGCAGCAAUCCUCUGGGACUCACAGGGCCUGCACCAGCACCAGAAGGCUCAUGACCAGGGCCAUGGAGAAGAAGAUGCCCAGGAAGAAACGGUCCAUCACACGGGCCAAACGCUUCCAGUCCUCAUGGCGGCGCUGAGCAGCACGGUGGCUGUGGACGGCGCUGGCAAUGGUGGCUACGUGGCGCAGCAGGGCUUCCUGACGGCAAAGGCACCGAGGCUCUGGGCAAGGGCCUGCCAAGGGGCCAGCUCCUGGGUCAGGAGGCUGGGGACUGGGGGAUAACUCUGGUGGCCUGGAUUGCCCGCAGGGCUCCCCUCGUUCCCGCACACACAGACCCCGUGCCAGGCGUCCCAGGAGGAGGGCCCGUGCCCAGGCUGGCACCGGGCGGGCGCUAGGACCACAGUAGUGCAGGUUCAUGAUAAGGAUGGUGAGCGCAGUGGAGAAGGUGACCAGCGUCAUGGUGGCCAUAUAGUACUUGCCUGUGGGAGAGAGAAGGGGCUGGGGCCCCAAACGAGACCUCGGGGUGGGGGGGGGGGGCUGAGCUCACCCCCACAAUGCUCUCCGGACCCUCCGAGCCCCAUGGAUGGAAGCGGGAAGGAAGGAAGCGCCAAGGCUCCCCACCCCGCAUCUCCCCAUCGGGUUCUCAGAAGCCACCUGCUCCCUAACUGUCCCCGUCACUUGCAAUCCGUGAAAGUCAGGCUCUUAGAUAGAACCAGCAUGACCUGGGCCGAAGCUACCCUAGAACCGUCCCCAGGGUCUGCAGCGGUGCUUCCCUGAGUUAAUAAACGGUCAGAUGCUGAGCAGACGGCCCGGCGCACGGCGCACGCUCGGCACAUACUGCCUGUUACUGCGA